Messenger RNA from Trypanosoma cruzi, 3405 nucleotides. RefSeq lists its product as uncharacterized. The record is from RefSeq and is a predicted model, not a curated record. The transcript has a single exon. Lineage: Eukaryota; Euglenozoa; Kinetoplastea; Trypanosomatida; Trypanosomatidae. Bases 1 to 3405 code for a protein of 1134 amino acids.
AUGAGCAGGAGGCAGGAGAAGCCAUACAGCGAGGAGGAGGAGGAGGAGGAGGAGGAAGAGGAGGAAGAGGAAGAGGCAGAGGAAGGCGAGGAAGGUUUGGGUGACAGGAAAGCGAGUCUGAAACACAAAGGCAGGAAGGACGAUGCGGAGGGGAGUGAAGAUGGCGGUGCAGAUGACAAGAAGGCGAAGAAAAAAGAGCAGGCAGGCGAGGAUGACGGUUUGCCACCACGCAAGCCAGCCGUGCGGGAGAUUCAACUGCUGCUGCCCGGUCAUGGCGCGGAGAAAAUCACCGUGAGCGUCCGACUUUCACCCGAGCCGCCCCUAAACCCCACGAAGAAGUCGGAACUGCAUGAAGAACAUGCUGAAGAAAGCGAGGAAGAUGAGGAACAGAUGGACGAAGGGGUGGAAGAGGAAGAAAACGGUAGAAUCCAGCGCAACCAGCAAUUUUGCCCACCGUGGCUGCCGCAUUUGCUUAGCGAUGACACCUUGCACUGGGAACGCACCUUGCAGCUUAUGUACGGCUACACCGCACCCCCACAGCCACUGACGACUGAUGACAAAAAAGAGAACAUGCAGCAGGAGACAUCGAGGACCGUGUCUCAUGACGAUUUGGAGGAAGUGGAAGCCAAAGAAGAAGAAGAAGAAGAAGAGGAGGAAGAGGAGGAGGAGGAAGAGAAGGGAGAAAAGAAGCCGGAUGUGGUGAAAAGCAAUGAGAUGGGAAGAGGAGCGAAGGAAGAGGCGGCGGCGAAAGAGCAUAGGAGCGUAUCGAUAAUUGUCGAUACGCCUAGCAGAGGGGUGCCUAACUCCCGGUCAACCUCCACCGUCAGUGCGGCCUUCUCGAGGAGGGAAACGGAUGGCUUAGACAGCACCUCCACGCCCCAUUCCAAAGAAAGCGGCUUAAGGAACCCAGCGCCUCCCAUGCAACUGGUACUGCGCUUCACCGACGCACAUCGCGUAUUUUUUUUGGUGCGUUCUGCGGAUGGGCAGCGGUGGUACUUGCUUGACACAAUUCCGCAGCAGCGCCAUCGAAGGGGCAACAAUGUAGGGGGCGGUUCAGCAAAACGGAGCAACGCGACAUCGAAGGAUGAGAAGGAGGAAGAAGGAGAGGAAGAGGAAGAAGAAGAAGAUGAUGAUGAUGAGGAGGAUGAGGAGGAGGAAAAGGAAAUGAAAGAAGGUCUUAAGAUGGGGUUUAACCAAGAGGAAGAUGAGGAGGAAGAGGAAGAAGAUGAGGAUGCUGUGCCAAGCGCACGGAACCUGGACAUGGAUUCCGUCAUUUGCAUUGAUGCGCUGAUGCUUGCCGCCCUACAAAGUCCCACUGCACUGCGUUGUUGUCUCUCACAGCGGGAGCCUGUUUCACUCACUUGUGUAGAGCAUUGGCUGCGCAUGGACCUUUUUGCCGCGAUGCCAAUCUUUACUGCCAUUCACCGUAUGAUGUUAUCUGUGUAUGCGACGAGAGAUUCGCGUUUGCCGUAUGAAUUACCCGGUGCUGCGAUGGACUUUAACCUUUUCUUUACGGCAUCAUACCUCAACCACCGUAUCCCCGCCUACCCGAAGCUACAAAUCAAUAGCACUUCAUUCGAUCAACGAACCACGAAUGACAAGGAAGAAGUUUCCUUCGCAGGGGAAAGAAGAUGUAUUGAGACGAUGGAAGCGAUGCUGAAAGUGCGCACGUUGCCUUCGAGGCGUAUUCUUCUGCGACAUCUAAGCUCCGUUGUUGGAAUUCGACUCCUAUUGUGGCUUCUUUUGGAGAUACCAAAGGAACUUCUUCUCGCAUGGGGAUCUAAUUCUUCUAUGGGCGUCGAUGCUAUAUUAAACAGUCGCUUCAAUCCCGCAAACAAGGGUGGUCUUGAUGCGCCGUACAAUGAAGAAGACGAGGAGGAAGAAAAGGAAGAAGACGAAGAGGAGGAAGACGAAGAGAGAACAAAGAAAACAGCUCCUGGCGUUGCUGCCGCAAUUGCCGCAUUUCUGCAACGCACACCACAUGAGGAUGGGCCAAGAUUUGUUCUUUCUCCUUUUCUACUCGCCGUUGUAGUUGAAAUACGCCGCCGCAUGAAACGUGAAGCAAAGGGAAAUUCCCCAUCCGAAUUUACACUCGUGGAGUGUGUUGGUCAUGUCCUUCCGCAACGUGUGGAGGAUGGCAGGCCUCGAAAGGACCCGCUUGUGUCAGCAUCCUUUUCACUUCUCCCGGAGUCAACUGCAGGAGCCAACGAGGGCGUUGCGACUCAACCUCGGAUGCAGAAACUGUACCAAAGUGAUCUUGUCAUGCUUCUACUUGUCAUGACGAGUACACCGACGAGGCGCAGCUUGCCCUGUUCUGAAAGGGGAAGUAGAAGCGGAUCCGUUCUGGUACGACCAAGCACCCACUUGUUGAUUGGCCUUUCUGACGGGCAUCAUGAACUCUUUGAAUAUCUCCUACGGAAAAAAGCCGAGAAAGUUCGUACCUCAAAAGAAACGAUGGAGUCUGGUUAUUUCCGUCUCCUUUAUCUUUGUUUGUUACGCUUCAAAAACCUCUCUUCUCUCAAAAUUUUACUCUCCAUGACACCAUUAUUUGCUGUAUUGGGACCACACGACCGCUCUCCCUUUGGUGACCUUGUGUAUGCAUGGACACUGGACCGCGAUUUGAUCGUAAGGAAUCACCUUGAAUUGUUUCUCGACACAUUCUGGAAUGAACUUUACUAUCGUACCCUUGAGAAGCAAUAUGACGAGGCUACAAUUGCCAAGGGUCGUGCGUUGCUUCUCUUGGAUAAGAUGAUGGAACGUCGCAAGGCAUAUUCCUCCACAUUGCAGCAAAUGUGGAAUUCAGCACACUCUCCGUCCCGAGUCGCUUUGAUCAAAUCUCACCCUCGGUAUUUGGCCGUGGGGGGCGUGGAUUCCUUCUUGCAGAAGACUUUGGAGAAACCCACAUGGAGUUCACCACGCCGUGCAGUCUCUGGCAAUGUGAAUCUAUCUGAGUACAGUGACGACUGCCUUCAAGCGGAAGAGCAUGUGCGGUUGACGUUUGAAUCUCUCGCGUUGGCACCACGGUCAUAUCUUACCCCUGAAACGCUUUAUAUCGCUCUUUUCAGUGGACCUCAGCAAAAUAUAAUUCUUUUGCGUUAUCUGAUGAUUCGCUGUCGCGUCGUGACGGUCUGUGCAAAUCCGCUGAAAGAAGUGGCGGUGCCUGCAAUGGAGUAUGCACUGCGCGUUGGCAACACAGGCGCCAUCAAAUCGCUCCUUACUAUCGGAGUCACACUUCACGACUACAUUGAUGACGGAAACUUGGCAGAGGACAUGUUUUUAUGUGAGGCGGUGUCACCAAAAGAAGUUGCUCCAUUGCUUGGGAUCUGGAAAAAAAAAGAAGAACAGCGACGAAUAAACCCAUUAGUUUCCUACGGAAUUAUUCGUACAGUGCAGAGUGCCUCUUGA